This is a messenger RNA of Schistocerca nitens (vagrant locust), 861 nucleotides long. Its product is annotated as probable glutamate receptor. Bases 1 to 861 code for a protein of 286 amino acids. The transcript has 5 exons. Gene Ontology annotation, cellular component: membrane. Gene Ontology annotation, molecular function: glutamate-gated receptor activity. Lineage: Eukaryota; Metazoa; Arthropoda; Insecta; Orthoptera; Acrididae. The record is from RefSeq and is a predicted model, not a curated record.
AUGCUGACGCGUGGUGGACAACUGCUGGAGGCUCGCGGACCCAUUGAGACGUCCUGGGCACCUGUGGCGGCGCUGUCGCCGGUGGGCCACCUGUCGCCGCUGCCCAGACCUCCGGACGAUCUGCAGGCUGUGUCCAUAGUUGCCGUCACUAAGACGGUGCGUUCAGCUAGCAUAGAACGUUACCAGCAUAAUGAGCUUGACGUACAUGAGGUGGAGGACGGGGAAUGGGGGAAGCAGAAUCCUUCGGGCAAGUGGAGCGGCGUGGUAGGGGAACUGGCGGACGGAAAGGUUCAGCUGGCGGUCUGCUCCCUCAUCAUCACCACAGACCGGCUGGACGUCAUUGAUUUCAGCACGCCUGUCUAUGAGACCAGAGAGUCCGUCUUCGUGCGGUGGCCAGACCCGGAAGGUGACAGCCUGCAAGCAUCGGUGACGAGGCUGGGCACGGUGUUCCAGGCGGAGGCGUGGGCGGCCGUGGGGGCGGCGCUGGCCGCCUCCUCAAUCUGCCUCUGCCUGCUGGGCCGGCCGAAGGACGCCGUACUCAGGGCUGUGGCAGCCCUCUGCAGCCAAGGGAUGCUUGUUGACGCUGCAGGAGGCGACGUGGGUGGCGGUGCGCGGCGGAGGGUGGUGGUGGCGGUGCUGGCGAUGCAUUUGUGCGGCAGCUGCCUGCUGGCCGCCUACUCUGGCCGGCUUACGGCGCUGCAGGCGGUGCGGCGGGUCAGACCACCCUUCAGGGGUCUGCAGGGGCUGCUGGACAGCCCGCAGUACACGCUGGGACUCAUCCGCGGAUCACGCCUAGACGCGCUUUUCUCGGUCUACGCCCAUAUUCCUACUGGGUUAUCAAGAGCGGGAAAUGCUAGUUGA